AUGCGCAGUUACUUGAAAUUUGUAACCCCACAUAAGAUCACACAGAGUUUAAUUGUACCGUCGGGGAUACCUGACGAGACUGCAAAUCUCGCGGAGCUUUGUCCUGUGCGCGCGUUGUUAUUGUCCAGUGUGUGGUGGAACGUCGAGCCAACGCAUUAUUCGAUGUUGGCGCGACAAAAUGAUACGACACCAGCGCAUUGUGCGGACGAUAGCUACGCGUUUGACCAGUACUUUUACCACGGGAGCUUCGGGUACUAUUCCUUCUACGAGGAACAAAUUGGAACCUACUGCGCAAAGGACAACACUGUGUACAUCUACGGCCACGGACUGGGUUCUUUUGAUACUAAUGGGGCUUUCCUAGCACAAGACAGAGGCAGUUCCGGCUAUCGACACUCGGUUUACUAUGGUCUUGUAGGCUCGAUAUGGGUCACGUAUCGCGCGCUUGUGUUACGACGAAGUUUAAUUUCCUGUAAACGUUAUGGUCGCAGAUGUGAUCAAGGGGGUGAAUAUCUUAGUAGAAAAGAGGCUGUGAUUUUUGUUCAAGAAAACUUGCGACUAUCCGCUCACGGAGCCACAAUUUACCACCGGUUCGCGUUGGUAUACUUGCUCGUUGAAGGCAUUAUGACGGAUUUGUUUCUUCUCAUUGCGAACGAAGGUCCUUUGGCGAAGAUCCAGUACGUCUCGUUGGGAUACAACUUGUCCGGGUUCCUCUUGCUGAUUUACGAGAUCGCUGAAACUAGCAGCUGUAUGCGUGAAAAAUACCGGUUAUUUUUCAAGCGACUGUGGUUCAGCUACGAGACAGCGUUUCUCGGAGAGCUACUGAGUGCAGCUCUGCAAGAGCAAAUGAUCACCGCGUUGAACCGAUCGAGUUUGCUCGAUAAAUCCAAGUCGACAGCUCUCGCAGUAUCCUACUACUUCUGGAGCUUGAUAGGUCAUGGCGUCUUUGUUCUUGCUCUUACAGGCUUCGUUUUGUCCGUCCGUACGCUUUGGGCCAUCGUGUAUACGUGGUCUAGACAUCCGCAUCAUAGUUGGGCGAUUUUCACCGAACCGUGUAGUGUCGACACCGUGUUGAAGCUACGGAACAAGAUGACUUCACUAGGAGGUUACCGCUACGACAAUGGCAAGUUGUACUACAGAGCAGAUGCGUUGAAAGCCUUUGGAUUGUUACAGUACGAGGAGGAAGAUGGUACGGCGUAUCUCGUCUUGCAGAAACAGUACUGGCUGGGGACGAAGAGGAACAAUUUAUUUGUGAUUGGAGCUAUCUCGGGACAGAGUGUAGAACCAUGCGAAGAGCGUAUCUGCACUGGUGACGUAACAUUCAUUGAUCGAAGACUGGGAGGGACAGUGGAUGAGUAUGGUAUUAAUAGUCGUCGUCCACUGUACAUUCAUGUUAGAAGAGAAACAGAUUCAAUACACGACUCCAAUUGA
This is a messenger RNA of Phytophthora infestans T30-4, 1428 nucleotides long. RefSeq lists its product as uncharacterized. NCBI's taxonomy places the organism in Eukaryota, Oomycota, Peronosporomycetes, Peronosporales, Peronosporaceae. Bases 1 to 1428 code for a protein of 475 amino acids. The transcript is spliced from 2 exons. The record is from RefSeq and is a predicted model, not a curated record.